Helobdella robusta is the source of this 1107-nucleotide messenger RNA. RefSeq lists its product as hypothetical. The transcript is spliced from 3 exons. Lineage: Eukaryota; Metazoa; Annelida; Clitellata; Rhynchobdellida; Glossiphoniidae. Bases 1 to 1107 code for a protein of 368 amino acids. The record is from RefSeq and is a predicted model, not a curated record.
AUGUUAAUAAAUCUGAGCAGAGGAAUCGCCGAGGAGUCGAUAUACGGUUGGUCGUUGGAGUUGGAAGAGAGCGACCACAGCGUCUACAUGACUGGCUCCGACUUUCUCUUCGACGCCAUCAACAAAGUUGAGAACGACGAGAAGUUGUUGCGGAUCGGUAACGACGAUGUGGCCGAUCUACAGACUUCUUCCUGUAGUUUUGUCGUCUGCUGCAAUAGCAACAAUUUUAAAGGACCGCCAUCCAACGUAUCCUCCCUGACCUGCCACCAACCAAUCGGCAUGGAGGACAUCGAGGAGGUCAAGGACUUUGUACCUGCCACACCUAGGUCAGCAUUCCUUCCAUCUUCUUUCUUCAAAUUUACCAAACGCAACGACUCCGUGUACGCGAAAGUCUACCACCAGCCACCAUCGAACGGCAGUGUCGACAAGGACGCUCUCGGUCUCUCCCUCCUCUCCCCCUUGAACGCCCGCUACAACAACUUGAGGUUCAUGAAGAUGGGUGACGACGGUUACGCAGAACCUGUCGUACAGAAGCUAAGGCGGGUCCAGGCGACCAUCGUCUGCAAAGAUAAAAAGCAACAAGUCAAAGCUAACGAGUACUACGAUCCUUACGGCGUAAAAAAAAUGGAGCAGACCAACGACAACAUAUAUGACGUCAUCGCCACUAACAAUAACAUCAAUACGAUGAACAACCACAACAACAACAAGAACACAGCAGCUGAAUAUUCAGCAGUGCCCUUAUAUACCAACAAGAAUGAACAACAACAACAAACAUUACAACUACUACCAUCAUUACAACAACGCCAACCACAGCAGCAACAGCAGCUGUCCCAGCUACAAAAACUACAACAACGCACACAGCAGCAUCAACAACAACAACAACGUCCACAACAGCUCGCACAACAACAACAACAAUCACGAAAACACGACCAAUCCGACACAGACCAGUUCUUAGACAACAUAUUCAGUGGCAUUGGCGAUGAUGACUCGGGCAGGCAGCACAACGUCACCCCAAAAGACAUCGCUAAGAAGAUAAAGGGUGGCGAUGAUGACAAAAACUUGCCAUCGUCAUUGUCAUUAACAUCUACAGGAUGUUUAACAUCGUGA